Messenger RNA from Octopus bimaculoides (California two-spot octopus), 4405 nucleotides. RefSeq names its product neuroglobin. Lineage: Eukaryota; Metazoa; Mollusca; Cephalopoda; Octopoda; Octopodidae. Gene Ontology annotation, molecular function: oxygen binding; heme binding. The record is from RefSeq and is a predicted model, not a curated record.
CACUUUAGGAAAAGGACACGUUGGAUAAUGUUAUAACGGGUUCUCUGCUUUGGAUUAUAAGGGUUGCACGAUCAAGUCUGACCUGGGGCUAAAAAACAGCAACAACACAUGCACACACACAUACACACACACACAAACAUACGUAACAGUCACUUUCCUCAUAUACUUGCCCCUCUCUUUAUUUCUGUCUUUCACUCCUCCUCUUCCUCUCACUCUCUCUCUCUCUCUAUCAAUCACUCCUCCUUCCUUUACCAACCAGUUAUAAAGACUCUUCCUGCACUCACCCCACCACCCACCACGAUUUUCUCUUAUUUAUUUACUCCUCAUCAACCAUUACACGACUGCUGUCUAUAACAACAGGCUUCCACCGUUUCCCCCCCACUCUCUUACACUUCUUUCUAUAUCAGCGGCAAGCUUAUAUCAUUUAUAGUCAAAACAUUCUCUCUUCUCCCUAUUUGUCGAACUGACAGCAACACCAGCACACGGCCAGCCGCCGCCAAUUUUAUUUUCACUUUCUUUCGCAUCUUUUUUCUAUAUUUUCGCUGUUCUUCCUCAUUCUAUCUAAAAUGAUUAGAAGUGGGGCUAAUUAGGCCCGAGCGGUUAGAUUGUAAAUAUACAUAUAUAUAUAUGUACAAGUUGUUAUUGAAGACUGUAUAUAUAAUUACUCACACACACAGACACACACACACACACAGACACAUAAACAUACAUACAAACACACACAUACAUAUAUAUAUACACACAACUAUAUAAUUGCUUCACCCUUCCUUCUCUCUCUCUCUCUCUACAUGUAUAUGUGUGUGUGUGUGUGUUUGUAUAGUUUACCAAACCAACUUAUAGACCAAGAAAAAAAGCAAGAAAAUUAAACGAAAUAAUAAUAAUUAAUACAAAUUAAAAUAAUUAUAAUUAAAAAGCAAUCGAACAAAGAUUUACAGUGAAACCAACAGCACAAAUCUAUACAUUUAAACACACACACAUGUAAUAUCAUAAAUAAAUAAAGUUAUAUUUACAUACAAGCAACACCACUCGCAUUUACAUAAAACACACGUGAGCGGACGAAUGUAUAUAUCUUACAGUUGGACAUAUCUUCUAUAAGACGCCGGCAUACACACACACAUAUAUCUUCUAUAAUCACAUAUACGUCGAAUUCUUGCUGGAUAUACCAAAUAUAAUAAGUUGGAAACCGGUCCAACGAACUGCUGUGGAAAAAAAGUUUGUAUUUAUUGAUAAAAUAAUUAUAAAAAGAGAAAAACAGGAAGGCAUAUUUAGAUUUUAAUUUGAAAAAAAAAAAAAGAUAGUAUAUUUAUUCAGUUGUUUUAAUUUGUUAAAAUUUAUAUUUUAUAUAAAAUAUUUCUAGAAAUUAUUUGUAAGUUUGAUAUUAUUGUUGAAAAAAAAAAAAAAAAAGAAUUAUGGGUUGUCGAGAAUCGAAAGAACAGUGUGGUCCAAAUUUAACCGAAAGAAGGAAAAGCAAUGUUUGCCAGGAACCUAAUAGUAUGGAGAGCGCCAUACCCCAGGUCGAUCCCCGGCUUCCGCUCAAUGCUCGAGAUAUUUUCAAAUUGAAGCAGUCUUGGAAAGGGAUUAAACGAAACAUGGAAACAACAGGAGUCGAGAUGUUUAUAAGGUUGUUUCAAACAGAAGAAGAGAUUGGCUAUUUGUUCUCUGAUUUUAAAAACGUCCAUUCAGACGCUUUGAGACAAAAUGAGGUUCUGGAAGCUCACGCAUUAUUAGUAAUGGCGACCCUGGACAAAGCAAUCACUUCACUCGAUGACUAUGACGCUGUACGAGAGUCUUUACUAAGAACAGGAGGCAAACAUUAUCGGCUUAAAAAUUACAAACCGCAAUAUUUUAGAUUAAUGGAACAGCCAUUUUUAAGUGCCAUUCAAAUCACACUGGGAGAUCGGUAUUCGGAAAGCAUGGAGAUAAUAUACAAAAAGACAAUUGAUUUUAUCAUUACUAACUUGCAAACGGGUAUUCUUGAAGCUAUCGCAGAAGCAGCACGAACAAAUAAUGCUGAAAACUCUCAACCAGCACCUAUUGAAAAUACGAAUCAUGUGACCUCCACACCUACAGUACAGCCACUUCCGGUUGUUUCGUAAAAAAAAAAUUAUAUAUAUGCUCUUCUUAACCAGAUUAUUUCUGCCUCCUAAUGUCAGUCGAAUAUAUCUUUCUACAACUCCGUCUUUUCCCAUUUUUCUACUUCCUUUCUGUCUAACUAUUUGUCAAGUGAACACGUUCUCUUUCCUCUUCCAUAUAUAUAUAUAUAUAUAAUGUGUGUUUGUAUAUACUUAUAGAUAUACAUAUGUAUAUAUAUUAUGUAUGUAUGCAUGUAUGUAUGAAAGUUUCUUUUAUGAGGGGGCUGGAAUGAAAUUGAACCAUAAAUAAGUGCUCACAAUUUAUUAGCUUAAAUCAUAAAAACAUCUUAGAAGUAUGGUGCUAGACAACGCUUGUAGAUGUGGUACACACACACAUUCUAACACCUAUACAUACAUACACACAGGCACACGCCAAUGUAUGUGUAUAUAUAUAUAUAUAUAUAUAUAUAUAUAUAUAUAUAUAUAUAUAUAUAUGUGCGUGCGUGUAUAAGUUUAUAGCAAUUUGUUUCAAGCAUUGCAAUGUAUGUAAUUGAUAUUUAUAUUUGAAAAAUACCUACGAGCAAUGCAGGCGAGGAGUUAAGCAAAAUAUGUAAGGGUAAAGCGAUGUCAAGAAAUGAAGCUAAAUAGAAAAUAUAUGAAAUUGACAAAUAUAAAUUGUUUAAUCAUCCUGUAAUAUUUCGGGAAAGAUCCUUCUUUUCAAAUAGAAGAAUGAAAUAAUGAAAUAAUCAGAGGUCGGAGAAAUGUGUUAUCGGUAGGUGUUGGAAUAAAAAGCAUUUAGGGAUUAUUGAAUUUAUAGUUCAUUCAGGUAAAUAAUAUCAGUACCAGCAGAUCGUGUGGAGCAUCAAUAGCAACAACAGUAAGUUCCGUGGGAUGAUAGAUUGGUACAGGAAACUAAAUAAUGGUAGCGAAAGCCACUGGAUGAUAGAUGAAUUCGUUUGAAUCAUUCAGUAUUUUGAGAAUUUCCACGAUUUAAAACAAGAAACUGUACUACGCUUUUUGACGUAGCGCACACAUACACGCUUACUCUGAUACAAACAUUAUUAUAUAUAUAUAUAUAUAUAUAUAUAUAUAUAUAAAUAUAUACACACACACACAUGUUUCGCUACUUGUGCUUUACGGCACUGAGCAAUUAUUUCUAGUUACAUUUACUACCUCCCAAAUGAAAGAAAGAAACUUAUAUUCAUACAUGUUGAUGUUUCUAUCUUAUAAAUAUAUACAGUGUAUGUGCAUAUAUAUAUAUAUAUAUAUAUAUAUAUAUAGUUUACUGUACCGUUAUAGUAAGAUCAACUAAAACAAUGUCCAUCCAGUGAGAAUUGAAUAUCAUUUAAUGUGCCCAGUAUAAAUCUACGUGCUACUAGUGGCUUCACGCUUGGAGACGCGUGUCUAGGAAAGUUCUAAUAACACGCCAUUUGUCUGUGACUGUUGAAUUUUGGCUUUACGAUCAAAAAGGGAGCUGAGCUCUAAUUUUCCUUUUUUUUUUUUUUUUUACCGUUUUUACUCAUCCCCCACUUUUUGCAUUUACAUACUCAUUUUUUCUCGUGAUUCAUGUUGUACCAGCGUCCUGAUUUGCAAAUUGAAAACUCCAUGUACUCAGAACCUCGCAAAUUGCUUGGAGACACAAUGUUUAUAUUAAAAACUUGUUUAGGCUCGCGUCUCCACGCAAGAAACUAUUAGUAACUGGUAUCUUUAUACUGUGUACAUUAAAUGAUACAAGCACACACACACACACAAAUAACGCCAAUGCAUUGCCAUACAAACAUACUCACAGCCUUGUCACUCUCCAUAUUUAAAAAUACCCGCACACACGUUUGUUUGUUUGUAUAUAUAUAUAUAUAUAUAUAUAUAUAUAUAUGUGUAUGUUUGCGCGCGCGUAUGUAUUUGUGUCUGUCUAUGGAAAUUAUUUCUUUUAACUUUCCAAUGCUUUAAAUUGAGUUUGAUUUCUGAUGACCAAAAGAAAUUGCCAUGAGAGCCAUCUGCACAGAAAAGAAAUAGCAAAGUCAUUCGUUAUAUACUUUAUAGAAUAUUUAGAAACAAUAUUAAUAAAUAAAAUUUGCUACAAGGUGAGAAAAACAAUGAAUUAGGUUUAGUGACUUCUUGUUAAAGAUAAAAAUCCAAAUUAAUAUUUGCAGACAAUCAUUAUUUUCAUUCCUUUCAUUGUCUGCAAAUUCUAAUUUUAAUCGUGUUUUACUGAGUUGUCGGCCGUGAUUAAACUGAAGCUUUGAGCAAACGUUUUUUGUCUUCUACUUCAGCAAAAGUUUUGAUACACUGAAAAUUUUCUGCUCGCUCUAAUAAAUAUGCUGUCAUUUACUUAU